This is a messenger RNA of Lucilia sericata (common green bottle fly), 10486 nucleotides long. RefSeq lists its product as uncharacterized. Bases 531 to 9137 code for a protein of 2868 amino acids. NCBI's taxonomy places the organism in Eukaryota, Metazoa, Arthropoda, Insecta, Diptera, Calliphoridae. The transcript is spliced from 11 exons. The record is from RefSeq and is a predicted model, not a curated record. Gene Ontology annotation, cellular component: endoplasmic reticulum.
UAAUUUAUCAUACAUACAGUUAAUUGCACAAAAAAUAUAAUUAUGUUCAACCAACAUACUAACUAACUUGUGAACAAAUCCAUAAUUACAUAUGUAAAUACAUAUAUAAAUAGAAAAUAACAUAGUGAAAACUUUUACAUUAAUCGGCAGUCAUAUUUUUAUUCAAGUUUAACCUUGAUAUUUUAAUGCAAACGAUGAGAAAAAAUUUUUAUGAAAUAAGAAAAAAUAUCAAAUUCAAAAUAUGUACUAAAUUGUUAUAAAGUGAUAAGAAUAGUUAAAAAUUGUGGACGAAAAUAUGUGAUUUAUUAAAAAAUAUGUACAUAUAUGUAUACAUACGUAUGUAUAUAUCAUGAUGAAAGUCUACAAAUUUACAGAAUAAUCGGCAAAAAAUCGAUGGAAUUGGAAUAUUUAACUUUAUGUUCAUAAAUUUCAAUAAAAAUGUAAAGUUAUAAAGAAAUUGCAUAUAACUAAUUAAAACUAAUAAAACAGUGUUCAUACGAUAUAACACUUGAAGGUUUAGCAGAUGGAAUAUGGUUUGCAUACUGCACGGAUACUAUGAUGCUCGACCUAAAAUGUGUUUUAGUGCUUCACCACCGCCACCACCAAAAGCCAUAUUUUCAUCUAACUUAACUUUGGGUUAUGAAUGUAGUAUUAACAAUCCCAGCGUCCUCAAUACCAAGUACCAUUAUCAAAAUUACAACAACAACAAUACCGUUUAUAAGGAACAGUACAAUAUGCAACGACAAGAAGAUAUAAAGAAUGUUAACGACUCCCACAGAGACGAAGAAACAUCAUCUGAUUACAAGCAAUGGUUGCAUGCUAUGAAAUUAGUGGCGAGGUUACCAGGAGGCAUUCCACCUGAAUUUCGUCGUAAGCUGUGGCUCUCGUUGGCGGAUAAAUAUUUAAAAUCUAAAAAUGUUGAUUGGGCCAGGGAGGAAGAAAAAUGUUUUUGUGAAAAAUGGCGAGAGGAUGACGAAGAAUUGGGAAUUCAAAUUGUUAAGGAUCUCCAUCGAACCGGAUCUACUUUGUGCACUGGACCAGCAGGAGAUUUAAAUCAAGCCAAACUUAAGAAAAUACUUUUGGGUUAUGCUCGCUACAAUCCGGAAGUUGGAUAUUGCCAGGGUUUUAACAUGCUGGGUGCUCUUAUACUACAAGUUAUGGACAAAGACGAAUCAGAAUCAAUCAAGGUUAUGAUAUAUCUUGUUGAGGGUAUUUUACCAGCUGGUUAUUUUUGUGGAUCCAUGGGUGGAUUACAAGCGGAUAUGGCUGUUUUUCGCGAAUUAAUGCAAACCAAACUUCCUCGUUUGGCAAAACAUCUUCAAAAACUACAAGGUCCUAUCGAAAAUGCCUACGAACCUCCAUUGACGAAUGUCUUUACCAUGCAAUGGUUUUUAACUAUGUUCUGUACAUGCCUUCCAAUGAGUUGUGUACUUCGGGUUUGGGACUUAGUUUUAAUUGAAGGAAGUGAUGUUCUUCUACGAACUGCUCUAGCACUUUGGAGUUUACUCGAAGAGAGAGUGCUUAGUGCGCGCAGUGCUGACGAUUUCUAUGGAAAAAUGGGAUCAUUUUCCAGUGAACUUUUGAAUGGACAUUUAAUUGACUCGAACGGUUUAAUUGAGAAGGUUGUGCAGUUGGGACCCAUCGCUGAUAUACAAAAGUUGCGUGAUAAACAUCUCUACAGCAUUGCUCCUAUCCAAAACCAACAAGGACUACAAUUAUAUUAUGACGAUGGCGAGGAGCCGGAUAUAGAUGAAGAUUCACGUUUGGCCGUUGCUACUGUCUGGGGAAUUCCUUGGGGUCGCAGAGGUUCGCAAGGACAACAAAAUAAUAUUGCUACAAAGCAAGCCAUCGAAAAUAAGGAUCGAAUUGCUCUUGAUAUCUCCCUUUUAAAAAAGCAGUAUGAUAAAUUACGCGAAAGACAGAAACAAGCACAUAUUAUAUUAACUACAGCUUGCUCAACAGCUUCUCGCCAAAGUGCGGGUCUAAAUCCAUCUACAGCAACAUUACCAGUGAAUCAACUGUUAUCUGGUCGUCCAGCAAUAGUUACAAAUAAGGGGCGUCGUUGUGGACCUCCUACAGGUGCAAUACCACCGGCAAGAAAACCUUCACUGCCUGCAGUUCUGCACGACAAACCGCUAGAAAAACAAUUUAGAAGGGGUGAAACGUUACAUUGGCGGGAUACAAAAGAUACAAGACACAGGCGAGAUAGCUUAAGCUGGAAAGAAAUUAAAGCUGAACGCGCAGCAAUGAUUACUUCCGGCAGCAUAGACGGCCUUAAAUCACAAAAAAUUCGAACAGGUAGACUAGGAAAAAGUGAUUCAUCUUCUUAUAGCGAGGAGAGUGAUGACAACGAAGCUGAAGUAGAAGGUGAUGGUUCUAGUACAGACACAAGCCUUUGUGAUGAAGAAUUCCAACCAGUAGCUAAUGGUUUAAAACAGCAUAAUGAAUUAUCCCAAAAACCCUCUAGCAAACCUUUAUACAAACAAAAAAAUAAUUUACUUAAGCAACGGCACCAAUCGGCAAAUCGUAAAGAUAAUAACCAGAAGGCGAGACCAAAAUCUUGGGCUCCUUCUAACAGCGAGAUUCCAUUUGUUUUAAUGUCCACAGAUUCUCCAAACAAUAGUGCUGAUGAAAAUCCUGAAUUAGAAUAUCGCACAGCAACAGAUAACACCAUAUUGAAGGAAGAGGAAGACAAUUCAACUGAAGGAACACAAUCAAAUCUAAAUCAAAAAAAAAUUGAUGUGAUUAUGCCUAAUUUAGAAUUUUCUGCUGAAAGUCUUUCCAAAACCAAAAUACCAAAUGAAAUAAGUAAUUCAAGAUCAAAGUCACCGAUUAAAAGCCAAGAAAUACCUUUUGUAAAGCCUACAAUCGGAAGUACAGAAGAAAAAGACAUAUUUAUGGAUUCAACAAAUUUUAUGGGAAGUAGUGACGGCAAAGAAGACGAAAUCAAAACUUUCGAUAUCAGUAAGGAAGGAGUCACUAAUGAAUACUUCGAAAGAGUUAACAGCUCAGAGCGACCCACAAAACUUGAUUUGUUGUAUUCACUCAAUGAGGAUGAAAAUAUACGAGACACUUUUAAAAUUGAGGUUGAUGAAUUUGUUAAGACAAAUCAGGAAUCAUAUCUCUAUACAAAUGAAAAUAAUGUUAAUAGUUCGAAAAAUAUAAGAUGUAUGGACCUUCUUGUAGACUAUUCGGAAAAAUCGUCUGUCGCUUGCAUUGAAGAAGCCAAAUCUGAAAUAUCAACAACAUUUCAAGCAUGUGAUAUGACAAUCCCAAUUCCAACAAAUAAGGAAUAUGUCGAUAACUCUACUGAACAUUUAUUAAAAAAAACAAAAGGAAGUGCAGAGAAAAGAAGAGAUCCUAGACGCCUAACUUUAACUCGAUCAUCAACAAUGGACAUUGAAAAGAGGUAUCAGGCGCUUGAAAAACGACUUAGCAUGGAACUGUGUUCCAAAUAUAAACGAAUAUUACCUGAAAACGAAUUUGAAAGUGUAGAAGGUUACAAAAAAUAUAAUCAAAGUUGCACCACACAUCCCAAUAACAUCAAAAAUGUGUGCGAUGAUCUAAAUAAGCACGUUGUUGACAAUAAACGCCAAACACCUAUGGAUAAAAAAAUACCAUCAACUGCGGAGUUGGAAGAACGCUUUAAAAACAUACAUCAACAUAUUCUUAGAGAUCGAAAUGAACAUUUAAAGUCGCCAUGUGACUCAGAAAAUACCGAAAAACAAUCAAAUAUGAAAUCUUCUGAUAUCGACAAUAUUCAAAAAAAAUCCACAAAUGAGAAAACAAUUAGGGAUACGAAAAAAGAAGAUGACCAGAAUGACAACAAUGACGAAGCGGAAAUCGGAAAAAUAUUGGGAGAACAAUCAGAUUCUGCACCAAAGUCUUUGACGUUUAAUGAAAUCGAAGAUGUGAAUUCCGACAGCAACAUUAACACUGUGCAAACUUCUACAAAUCCAAGUUCUCAGAAUAUAGCCCCAAAGACUAACGCAUUGCAGACCAAAAAAGAACCACCUGACGAUAAUGUAGAUGAAGAUUCAAUUUGUAUUAAUAGAACAGCAGUAUCGACUACAAAUAAAUCUACCGUCGAGAUUGAAGCAACUGCCAAAAGGAGAGGAAACAAUUCUGAAGAAUCUGAGUAUGUCUCAGAAGAAAACAUGCGUACAUUUAAUUCAGAAAAAAUUCACGAGACAGUUAAAGAAACACAAGAAGAUUCUAAAAGCAAAUCAAAUCGAACAUCACCCCCCACAACGGAGGAAUUAGAAAAACGAUUUUCAGCUUUGGAAGGACAAAUGAGUUCCACUAAUAUUCAAGAGGAUAAACAUACAAAAUCUAAUGUGUCUUCGGAAGAAACUGAAAAACAUGGAGUAAAUGUUUUAAUGGCGGAUAAUAAAGCAUCAAGUGACACUGAAGCCUUAGCAACAGAUACAUCAAAUAAUUGUAUGUUAUCGUCAUCAGAUCUAAAGACAGAUUUAACAAAAUUUAAACAGUUAUCUGAAAAAUAUACAAAGCGACGAUUAUCCGAGCCCCCUACUACUGAAGAUCUAGAAAAAAGAUAUGAAGUUUUGAAACGACGGAUGAGUUCACGAAAUUUCGAGACAAAAUCCUUUCCAAAAGAUGGAUUUUUCGAUGCCCCACAGAUAACACAUGAAAUCGCUGUAACUGAAUCUCCCACUAUGUUAAAAAGCACAGACAUUAUAACACAGUCUGCAAACAAGAGUUCGCCGCCAUCAAUUGAAAAUCUAGAAGAACGUUUUGAAAAACUGCAAAAUAAAAAUGAAUCAAAAAGCUCAUUUAUUAAACAGUCUCCUCCUUCAACGGAAACUCUGGAAAAACGUUAUGAAGAACUACAAAGUAAAAAUGGUCAAUUGGAAACGCAGAAGUCAACAAAUCCCGCGGAAAAACAAAUUCCACCUAGUGAACAAGAACAAGUAUCUGAAAAUGAAGAAAUGCAAUAUAGUAACUCAUUGGCUAAAGAAACUAUAAGUGAUUCAACACCUAAUUAUAUUGAAACCUGUGAGGAUGGAACACAAACCUCUGAUGAAAAUGAUACGGAUGUAAAGCUUCCUAUAAAAACAGAAGAAAUAUCAGACAAAAAAGAACAUAUUCAUAAUAUAGCUGACAAUGCUAAUCAAAUAAAGGUUAAACUCAUUGAGGAAUUACAAGCGAAAAUAAAAGAACAAUCUAUAAACACAGAUAUAGAGAAUAGUGUUGAAAAAAAGACCGCGCUUAUUGAAGAGCUUAAAACUAAAAUUAAACCCAUGACAGAUAUGAUUGUAAAGCCAACUCACAUCACUACUAGUCGGCGCUCACCUGCUCAAAGCUUUAUUUUACCAAGUCAAAGUUUCAACGAUGAAACCUUGGAAUCACAUGCGACUUCCGCUUAUAGCAGAUCGGGAAAAUACGAACCUGCAAAUACAUCUAAUCGAAAAAUGGUUCGUCGUUUUUCCGAUUUACCCUCAAGAGCCGACCUUGAGAAUCGUUUGCAGUUCUUGGAAGAACAACUAAGCAAAACGGUAUGCAUGCAACGUCGUUCAAGUGAUUCCGAAGUAGCAUCGAAAGGUAGUCAUAAGCAUAAUGUUCCACUAAGUGACAGCCUAGAGUAUCGUGUCCAAGAAUUAGAAAAACGUUUAAAUGAGAAUAGAAGCCUCUCAACGGAUGUGGAGCGUACAAAUACCAAAGAGAAAAACAUAAGUGAACCCAAUGUUGAAAUUUCUCAGAUAGAAUUGGCUACUGAUAGUAUAGCUGUGACAGGAAAAGAAUUAGUUCGUUAUUCUUCCUAUGGCGAAGUGGGAGAUACUGAACACCAGAAUCCAAUCAAUAUUAGCAUAAAUAUUCAAAUGACACUUAAUAAAGAUGAUAUUGGCAAUAAAAAAAAUCCUGAUGUUACAAAGACCGAUGAAUUAGAUCGGCGACUCCAAUUCUUAGAACAACAGCUUAAAUCAUCACAAGAGCAGGAAACUUUUGAAAAUGCUGCGGUUGAUGUUAAGGAAAGCAUAAAUGGAAAAGAGCAAAAAGAUAUCUGUGUGGCAGAUAAUACCCAUCAAUUUGCACAAACUGAAGAAUCACAUGAAAUUAUAGAUAAAAGUGAAACAUCAGAAGUUAAAAUCCUCAAUAGAAAUAAUAUAGAACCACUAAAUAUCAUUCAAUCUAGUGUCAUCGCUGAAUCUACUAAAACCGCAGAAAAUGUUUAUAAUAAAAAUAUCACAGAAAAGUUAGAGGAAGAAAAAUCAGACCUCAAAGUGGAAAAAGUUACUGAUAAUGAAGAUAAUAAAACAACUGAAUGUAGCGAAAAAAAUAUUGAAUCGACAAUGUCGAAAAUAUCUGACCCUGGCGAAACAACUAAAAAACUAUGUUCAGAGACUCAAAAACACAAUUUAACAGAAGUUGAUAAUGUUGAUGAUCAAGUGAAUAAAGAAAAUUUAAAGGCACAUCUAUCUAAGUCCCCAGAUAAACCUAAGAUAGCAACUACGUCGAUGGAGCCAAAACAAGAAAUUUUAAAUGAUAAUAAAAACGAUUCAAAUGCUAUUGAAACUGAAACUCAAAUUGACGAAAUAAAGGAUGCAAAGGAACUAUUAAAAAGCAACUCUCAAUCUACGCCACAAUCAAAUAAUAUUGCGGAAUCAAGUCAAUUGGAACUAAGCGAGGGGGAAAACAUUCAAAAUUAUGAUAAUUCUGAAAACAUUAAAAAGUCUGAAAUAGACUCAUCAAAUGUUCACACUUCCACCCAAUUUGUACCCGUAGAAGUAAACAAAAAGACGUUGGUUUUAUUAUUAGACAACGAACCUAAAGCAGUUAAAGUGCGUCGGCUUACUCGGGCAAAUACUGAAGAAUUGGAAGAUCUUUUUCAAGCACUUGAAAAACAACUUACAGAUCGUGGUCAAGGGAAACAUGACGAUAAAAAGGCAAUGCCUAGAUCAAAUGAAUUAUCACAAGAUGAGAUCGAGACAACAAAAGCAAUGUCAGAAUUAGCAAAAGAAAUAGAGGCAUUUUCUAAAAGCGAAUCAGAUCAAAGUGAAUACGAUGAUAAACUUAAACAAACAGCAAAGAAGCAAAAGAAACUGGAGGAGGAUUUUGAUUGGGGAAAUGAUCCCAUAAAAUACCACUUGAAAAAAAGAACAGUAUAUUUACCUUCAACUAAAGAACUUGAAGCAAGAUUUCGGUCAUUAGAACGUCAAAUAAAGCUUCUGGAAGAUGUGGAAAAAAUUGAUGUAGAGCAGCGCCUAAUAGAAAUUGAACGCAAAAUAAAACUGCAAUACUCGUUAUCUCAUGAAAAAGAUUUAAACAAGUUCCUGGAGUUAUGCGAAGGAAAAGAUGUCGAUGAAAUACCAACAGCAUCAGAAGAUCGAAAAGAGAGUAGUAAAGAAGUACAAGAUGAUCAAAAAUCUAUGACUAAACAAACAUCCCCUUCCAGGCAAAUGGAACCAACACCAUCUACUGGUAGUCUCGAAUACCGAUAUCGCGCACUAGAUUUAAAACGAUCAAAGUCAAAGCAAAAUCUUAAAAAGCAACCAAUUCAUCCUUUAGAAAUGCUUCUUGACCCAAGUCCAGAUGAUAUUCCUACCACUGGUGAGUUGGAACAUCGAAUGCGUGUAAUGGAAGAAAAUCGAUACACACCAUCUCCACCAUCAAGAAAAUCGCGUUCACAGUCACCCCCAGCUAAAGGUCAACAAUAUAAAACCAAACCAAACAUACAUAUUUUGGAAACAAUGACGGCAAGUCCUACAGAACGAGAACUUCCAACAGCAGAAGAAUUAGAGGCACGUUUAGAAGCAUUAGAAAGAGAACAGUGCUUCAACUUCAAAAUGCAGAAAAACUUCCAACAGUUUAACCAAAAGCUUAAAGAUGUUGUUUCGCCAUCCCUAUCCUUCGAUGAAUUUAAACCGCCAACAAAAUCCUGUGAAUCUGAACAUUCCAAAGUACAAAGUUUAGCCCCAAAACAAAUUACCAGUGUUAAUACAGUUAGUCCCAAAACAAUACGUUUUCGCAAAGAAGAUCAAUCUCAACUUUUACUUAAAAAGGACAAUGAAUCCAUGACUCUUGCAGAUUCCCAGAGUAAUUCUAAAGGGUCUCAACAAACGACGACCGCUCACGAGGGGCUUGGCGUUAUGGGGAUUCGUUUGAUGAGGGAAACAUCGCCUCUUCGACGAAAGGGAACGCACACCGGCAUACCACUGCGUACUGGAGAAAAUAUAAAUGAUCAACUGACAUCCAUUCAAAACACUAUAAAGUCAAUUGACAGUCUUUGUGAGGAAAAGCCUUAUCGAAAAGAAAGGUGUCAGCAAUAUAUCGAUGCUCUAUUCUCAGACUCCACAUAUUUCGCUCAUAAAAAAUCUUCUCUCGAAGAUCUCACUUCAAGAAAUCUGAGCCGAUCAACAUCGCGUGAGAUUGGACCCUCUAUUCGAAUCUCUGAUCACAGCCCAGCCUUCUCUCGUUCAAUGGGAUCAGCUGAUUCAAUUCGAUCAUCAAGCCCCUUGAGAUCGUCGAGCCCACUUCAGUACCGUUCCAAUAGAGACCUCCGGCGUGAACCUUCUCCUAGACGUCGACGAGACGAAGAUCGUGAAGAGCAUGAAAGUAGGGUAAGACGUGAUAAUCUAUUGCCAAAUAAUAUUAACUAUAGUAAUAGCAUAUUAAGCCAUACUAGUCAUAGUAGUUUAACUAAGUUUCAUAAAGUAGAUAGCCAACUAAUUCCAAACGAUGUUGAACACGAACUAGAAGAAAGCUUACGAACUCCGACAUUCCGCUCAACUGACAACUUAAAAUACGACAACACUAAUACCUCAAACAACGUCAACACAACACAACAACGCAAUCUUAAUGCGGAAGCAACAACAACCGAUCCCUAUAGGAGCCUUCAUUUGGACAGGCCUAUAUCUCCAUUCCGACAAACUAUCCUUCCAAGCACAAACACUCCAGUCUACACACCAGCCAAAUUAGAAAUUCGACAUACAACUGUAACGUCUACUUUCUACGAUCGUGUUCUUACUGAAAAACAGUUGGAAAAACAAAAUCAUCACUCUGUUUCAACCCCAAUUAUAUCCCCGUUGUUUGAGAAGCACGUAAAGCAAUCCUUCAAACAACAAACUAACAAAUCACCACCCAAACUUUUACAUACCGAUUCGAACAAUACACAUUGAUUCUUACUUAUGCUUCUUCUACAGGUAAUUAUCAUUGUACCCAUCAACUAUCGCACAUUCAGAAUAAUAAUAACGUCAAAUAUGUCAAUUGAUACUUAGUGAAACAUUUAAUUCAUCUUCUAAGUUUAAAAACCUCUACAUUUCAUUGGCUCCAAUCCAAUUUAAGUCAUUUCAGAAUAUUAUAAUAAAUAAAUAAUUUUGAUAUAAUCAUAUUAACAAAAUGCGCAUUUCCAAUUAGUGCAACAAAAUUGUUCACAUUACUACCUAAAAUACCCAUAAAGUUCUAAUAUUGUUUUAAACUUAAAAAUUUUCUCUUUCAAUAAUUAUAAUAAUAAAAAUUAACGUAAUUUGCUUUAUUACUUAUUGUGGUGUUGUUCAUAAAUACAUAUUUAUGUUUUAAAUUAUUUUUAUACGCAAUGAAUGCAUGAAUUAUGUUUUCUCAUUUUCUUCCUUGAAGGACGCUUAAUUUAAUCUAGUUAAAUAUGUACUUAACUGCAUCCCAUUUCUCUUGUAAAAUGCUGCAUUUUUUAUAAAAACAAUAAUGCAUUUUGUCUCCUUUAAAUUUACGCUGAAAUCAAUGGUGAUGGUGAUUACAAUGGUAAUAAACGUGCAUACAUACAUAAAUAUGUAUAUUUAAACAGAUCUGCCUGUAUGAUAAUUUGUAUUGAAUGUAUUUAUUUAAAUAUAUUGAAGUCACUCGUCAAUGAGAGCAAAUACUAUCAGAGAAGUAUUUAUUUCUUUUUACACAUACAGUAAUAAUAGUUGCACCAUUAGAAAUAUGUUUGAUAACUUUUGCUUAGAAAUUUUUAUAUAGUUAUGUACAUAUUACUAGGUUUGCCGGAUCUGAUUUUCAUGUAAAUCCAGACAAUUGCUAGAACUGUUUAUAUCAAUAAAUAAACAAGAUUUUAAGAGUCUACAAAUCUACUUCAACAUAUUGUUUAAUUUGUGCAUUUGUUACGAUCGAAAGUUGAAUUACUACUAAAAUUAAACAAAUAUGUUAAAACUUUAAAAAACAAUAACUUUUAACAAAUUUGAAUCCCACUUUGAAAAUUUGAGGUAUUUCAUUCACCAAAAGUUGUCGUUUUCCUUUUUUAUGAAGGAGAAUAGGAAAAAUAAUUCUACUCUUGAUCGGAAUGGAAUUUUGUGACUGGCCCUAUAGAUGUUCGUAGAUUUAGAUUUCCGACAGAGUAAAACUGAUUCAAAAUUUUGCUAUACUUUUUUAAUUAUUUCAAAUAUCCUAACAAAUUGUUUUUAGAUUUGAUUAUUUAAUGUCCUUUGAAACAAUUGUAACACAAACCGUUUUUCAAUAUUUUUUGAUAUCACAGCCAUUUCAAAUACAAAACAAUUCU